Molecule: messenger RNA, 909 nt
Organism: Striga asiatica
Lineage: Eukaryota; Viridiplantae; Streptophyta; Magnoliopsida; Lamiales; Orobanchaceae
Source: the annotation of a GenBank genome assembly
AUGAUGGGUGAAGGGAGUGCCUUUAAUGCAGCCUUAAUCCCAAUCGUGGGGGCAACCUCUAGUGUGAAGAAGACUGAUACUCAGAUUGCAAGUAAAAAUGUUCGUCUGUGCAAGGACCCUAUUGUUAUGGAGGACAGGGGGAGUACCAAAAAACAUGGCAAGGAGCAAGCAAUGGAAAUUGAAGAAGAGGGACAGGUUGUGCUUAUAAACAAGACAACUUUGAAGAAUUCAAGGGGUCAAAUUGUCAAACAGAGCACAACCUUAUGGAAGACAAAAUGCCAGGUUGUGGGAAGACUUAAGAGAACCUCAAGUACAAAGGAGGAAAAACAAACUCAAGGGUCUAGGUCUAGUCAGAAGAGUAGCUUACAGAGUGAAGAGUUGCCUAAGGCUAAGGAAGGUAGUGAACAGGUGGUAAUCAGGGGGAUAGAGAGGUGGAACCCUUGGGGAGGGGAUAAGGGACAGAGUAGUAAGGAGACUAUUGAUCCUGUGGGCAAUAGUGGUGAUCAACCUCAUGUUGUGUCUGUGGUAGGGGAUAUUCCUGAAUCUCCCUUAGGACAGGACAACAUUAUUGAGGUUAACAUUCAAACUGCUCCACAGACUGAGAGGCUAAUUCAGAGGAGGAAAAAUAUAACUGUUAGGAAAAAACCCAAUAGCCUUGAAGUUAUCCAAGAACGCACAUUACCACUGCAACCUAUUGAGGAAGCUGCAGACUGGUGGAAGACCAAAUGGUUGCUGCAGACUCGUGUUGAGGAAGCUUGGGAGGAUGUGGUGUGUGUAGUGGGCAUGCAAGAAACUAAGAUGAAACUGGAUGGAAUUUACACAGGUGCAUGCGAGGACACGGUCCAUGGAGAAGAUAUUUUAUCAUUGCUAGAUGCUAUCCCUUUGUGCGAAUUUGUGGUCUGUCAUUAG